AUGCUAGUUUUGACGAACAUAAGCAGGGAAAUGAGAUUUGAGGUUUCAAAAGUGAACGGAAGGGUUUUCCUCAGGGGAGACUUGGAUGGGAUUGAGUACAAAGGGUCUGAAUGGAACUCGCCUUGCAGCUAUUAUAUUGCCGAGUCUUCGGGAGGCGCAAUUGACCUGAGAAAGGCCAAGAAGGCCAGAAUAAUAGUGUUCGAGACCGUUUAUGAGACGGGGCUGUUGCAUGAAAAGACGAGCAUCAAGGAGCUGGCUUUUACCUUUGGAAGCAAAAGGCUUGUGGGGUAUCAUAAGAAAAGAGAGGCUGAGGGGUAUUCAAAAAGAUUCUUUGCGUCGAAAUUCGGAUACAGAGACCAGAUACUUCCGCCAACGAAUGGAGAGGCAAAGUGUCUGAAGGAGAGAUUUGUACUAGAAAAGAUGUUUCCAAAGGAGGUGCUGUCAAGCUUUUCAGAGAUCAGGCUGGAGUCUGUGCUGUUGCAUCCCGAUCUGAUGGAACUGAGGCAGAGCAUGAGCUAUAAGAUCCACUUUUUACUUGCGGAUUGCAUAAUCAAGCUUAUGGAGAAGAAAUACAUCACCGACGACUGUCUGAAUGACUCUGAAUACUCUAGUUUCUUCGUGAUGAUAAAGGAUGAGAUAGAGAACAGGAUGCUGACGCCAUUGUGUAGAGAUAGACUUGCUAUUCUCUGCUACAUACUAUUCCUGCAGAUAGAAGGGUUCUCCAUCAAGUAUGAGAUUCUGCCGGACUUCAAGUUUUCGAAAGAAAAGGUUAUUGCGAUGUUAAAGCUGAUAGGAUGCCUUUACAGCUCGCAAACCGACACCUUCAAGAUGAAAAGCAAUCCGGCACCCUCCUACGACACUUCGAACUAG
This is a messenger RNA of Encephalitozoon hellem ATCC 50504, 870 nucleotides long. RefSeq lists its product as uncharacterized. The transcript has a single exon. The coding region runs from base 1 to 870 and encodes 289 amino acids. Lineage: Eukaryota; Fungi; Microsporidia; Unikaryonidae. The record is from RefSeq and is a predicted model, not a curated record.